UUAGAAUCACACACAUCCUUUCUUAAUUGUAUUUACGACGAAUUACUCUAUAGUUUUCAUAGCCUGUCAUUCAUAGAUAGUUAACAGUAGUAUUAUAGACGAGUUAAAUAUCUCCCGAUCGCGUUAUUAUUAGCUUUGACAGAUCUCGGAGACCGCGGCGCGCCGCGACGUCCGCGGAGGGGUGGAGGGGGGCGCCUGCGCCGAGUGGAGGGGCAGCGCGAAAGAUACGCCGCGUAUUCGUCGCGCGACGCGCAAUGUGUCCCGCGCCAGCGUACGAAACGCGUCGGUGUCGCUGUCCCGCACGGUGUGACAAUCUUUUUUUUCUCACACACGCGCCACUUCCGCGGUGUAGUUUCGGUCGUUCCGCGACUCGACGCGACCGAUUACCUCGUUUGUUUUCCCAAGAUCCCCCCCAAAAAAAUUGGCGAUUCUUUUUCCAUUUUUUUCUUUUCGCCACGACUUAACCCCACGUCGUCUCCUCGCGCGACGAUGAUCCUCGCGAUCCGCGCGACGCGAUAACGCGAUCGAGGAAACGAUCUUUAGGAGUCCGCUCGACGUUUUCGUUUCUUCUCGAGGCCGACGUAAACGCGCGGCGAUCGAAUGCACCUCGUUGGAUGCUACCGGAGGCGGUCGAUCUGGAAGCCCGUGGUCACCGCGGUCCCGUGAGCAGGUGCCGCGGACAUAGCUAGCACCGGUGGCCGCGAUGGACGCGCGCGUGGUGGUCGGCGCCGCGCCGGCCGCGGAAGAGACGUCGGUAGCGGCGGCGGCGACGGCGGCGGCGACGCGAGGCGUCGCGACGCCCUCGCCGGUACCUUCCGCGCCGAGCACCGCUACCAGCAACGGCAACGGUGGAACGAGCGCGAACGUCGUCGCGACGCUCGCGUCCGCCUCGCAGAAUCCUGUCGUCGUUGUGGCCAACCCUCCUGGCAAUCAUCAACAGCCGGCCGGCGUGUCGGUCGCCGCCGUGCCCAGGAUACUCAGCAGAAAUGUCAACGGCACCUUGGUGCAGACAUCCGUGCCGCAGAAUGAGGCCGAGUUGCAGCUGUACCGAGUGAUGCAGCGCGCCUCGCUACUGGGAUAUUACGACACACUCCUCGAGAUGGGAGGCGAUGACGUGCAACAAUUGUGCGAUGCAGGCGAAGAAGAGUUUCUGGAGAUUAUGGCGCUGGUCGGCAUGGCGAGCAAGCCACUUCACGUCAGGAGGCUCCAGAAAGCUCUGCAGGAAUGGCUCACUAAUCCUUCAUUGUUUCAAACGCCAGUCGUGCCGACGAAUGCCGCUGCCAAAAGUCCCGUCGCCGUCACCGUCGGUUUCGCGUGUGCGAGCCCGCGGUCGCAGAUGCAGAGCCUGCCGACCAGUUUCACCGCAACUUCCCAGACUUCUCUGAUGUCCAUGCCCUAUGUAACGACGACGCCUCACGUGCCAUUGACGCCGUUGCCUUGCCGAAGUGCCAGUCCGGUCGUACCGGUCACCAGUGUGUCCGUGCCGACGCCUUCCACGACCUUUCGCCAGAGUCCGAGCCCAAACACCUCUUUACCUUACACGACUACGCACAGUCCAAAUGUGUUGCAGGUAGGAACGUGCGAAUCUUCGUGCGGCAGCGGCACGACGCCAAGCCCGAGUGGCGGUGGCGGAGGCGGAGGCGGCGGUGGAGGCGCACCUGCGAGCCCGACGCAGCCGACGCCAACCCUCCUGCAAUCGCAGGUGCAACGGCUCGCCGAAGCUGCGGAGAGGCUCGUCGCUACCAUAAGGCCCCUUGAUCCUAAACCCCACAACGUGAAGAAAAAACUCUGCAAGAACUUGGAGAUGGUAAUGACAAUGUCUGACAGUGACCCGCGCAAAAUGGAUGAAAUUCGAAAGUACGCGGCGAUUUACGGUAGAUUCGACUGCAAGAGAAAGCCGGAGAAACCGCUCACGUUGCACGAGGUAUCUGUGAACGAAGCGGCGGCGCAAAUUUGCAGAUUCGUGCCUGCCCUCCUCACCAGGAGAGACGAAUUGUUUCCUUUGGCGCGUCGUGUGGUCCGUGAUUCCGGCUACCAUUAUUCCAAAAGUCAAUACUUGUCAAUGUUGAAAUCACGCGAAAACGGGGAGGAGACCGAUAACGUUUCGAAACGCCGUAAGCUCGAGCUGGAGGGUGAGGGUGAGGACGCGACGCAGGAGGAGUUGGAUCUCCGUUGUUCCGGAACGGACAUUAAUAAUUCCAUCACGAGAAGACACAGGUCGUCGAGUCCAGUUUGGAGGAAGAAGAAUAACAAUGGCAUAUUCAGUGCUAGCGUGGAGGAAAUUAGCGAUUCGGACAGUCAAUUCUCAUUUUCUAACGAGGAAUCUUCAUCUAUGCAUGAUACAAACGAGGCAGAGGCUGAAAACACCGAUAAAGAAGGCGACUUUAAUCUAAAGGUAAUAGCUUCACGCGGAGAUAACAUAAUUGCCGUGGCGAAUCCUGCAUUAAUGGAAUGCAGUCAUCCUGUAAAGGAGGAGCCCGCGGACGAGAAAUCCACACUGUGAUAUUACUUAGCGUUAUUUACUGCCGCAUUAUUGACGUCACGACGGCUGGUCCUGCUGAUUAUUGUCGUCAUCACGAUCAUCAUUUGCGCUGAAAUACGUAUUUCAUAUGUUAUCAAAUAACAAUAGCAUUCAUGACAUUUGCUGUAAUUAUGAGACUUAUUCGCUAGAAUUUUCGUUCUAUGUGAUCGCGAUCUUUCUCUUCAACGUGACUCUUUGCGUUUGUUUCGAAUGAUGUGAGAAAUGUUUAUAAUACUGCCUCUCUGUUAUUUGAUUCUAGCGAAAUAUAAACAAAAUUGUAUAGCGAUUAUGAAUGUUUAUAGAGAAAAAGAAUGACAGGGAAAAGAUGAUAGAAAAUAAAAAUAAACCGUUUAAAUCAAAAGAUUGACUGAAGUAUAUGGUAUUAUAAAAUGUAUAUCGU
Molecule: messenger RNA, 2921 nt
Organism: Camponotus floridanus (Florida carpenter ant)
Lineage: Eukaryota; Metazoa; Arthropoda; Insecta; Hymenoptera; Formicidae
Gene: nab
Product: NGFI-A-binding protein homolog
Exons: 11
Coding region: 704-2503 (599 amino acids)
Biological process (GO): negative regulation of DNA-templated transcription
Cellular component (GO): nucleus
Molecular function (GO): transcription coregulator activity; transcription factor binding
Source: RefSeq, a predicted model, not a curated record